UGAGGCGAUCAUUUGGGUCGAAUUAACGGAGCCAUAAAUACGGCCCGUGCAACGAAGAGCUGCAAUUGUUACGUCGUAACAUGCUGCACAAGACAAGAAUGUUAACCUCAAUGUUUUUGCUCCCUCUUUUAACCACUUCUUAUGCCAUGGAAUGCGAUGAGAUAUUGGAGUUGCCCGUUGACAGAAAAUUGUCGCUGCAGGAGCUACAGAUGAUUCCGCCGAAAGAUAUGAUACAAUGUAUGGCCCAUCUGGGCCGAGAGCAGAUGAAGAAUGAGCAAGCAUCAUAUAUUUGGACGUCAAUCAUUGAUUACUUCGGAGGCAUAGCUAACGUGCCCGAAAACAUUCUUAUGCUGCUCCACUGGGUGACUCCUGCCAUCCCUCCGGAGCAUUUCUCUAACAUGACUUUAAGUAGCAUCGACGUGAUAGAAAACUUUGGUCUGAACUACAACUUAAAUGAAGCUCAAAUUGCUGCCCUCGCCGACCGGGUGCGUGAAGAUUUUGCCGGAAAGGAGCCAGAAGAUUACACAUACUAUGAUUUGACCGCUAUGCGUCAAAUAUUGUGCGGUUUUAACAGAAGUGAAAUCGAGAGGAUCCACCCUGCGGCGUACAGAGAAGCCGCUCUGAUAAUAAGUAAGCUGGAGCGCUGUAAUCCUGCCGUUUUGGCAGGGUUUGCGACACUUGCGGUCCAGGUGGACGCGUUUGGGCCGCCUGCUUCAUGGUCAGAGUCCACGUGGGAAAUCGUCGGCAGUCACUCAGUCGGAGAGUACGUCGGUGCGAAAGGACCUCAGCGACCCACCGUCGUCACCGCUGCUCCUUCUGGCAACAACACUACAUAA
Messenger RNA from Cydia strobilella, 836 nucleotides. RefSeq lists its product as uncharacterized. Gene Ontology annotation, cellular component: stereocilium tip; cell surface; kinocilium. The record is from RefSeq and is a predicted model, not a curated record. NCBI's taxonomy places the organism in Eukaryota, Metazoa, Arthropoda, Insecta, Lepidoptera, Tortricidae. The coding region runs from base 81 to 836 and encodes 251 amino acids. Gene Ontology annotation, biological process: cell-matrix adhesion. The transcript has a single exon.